CAAAGUAUUGUACACUCACUGCACAACGAAAUGCAAAGAAACCCAUUUACACAAGGGGUUUGGACAGAAGAAGAAUAAUAAAAUGUCGAAAAAGAGGAAAAACGACGCUGCUGGCAACGUCAUCAGAAUCGGAGACAAAGUGAUCUCCCUGGAGGGUUAUCUGACAAAAAAACCGAAAACAGAAGAUUCUCGUGCUUCGGAGCCGGGCUCAGACACCGCCGACGCCGCGAGACAGCAGCCAGAGUCAUCAAAAACUGACUUGACCCCUGACGGAACAAAGAAGUCGAGUCCCUCUGAAUUCGUACCUUCCAGGCCGCCAGCCGGCGAUCCGCAAUAUUUCGAGGCAAGAAAAGCUCUUCCGUUAUGGACGCGCCAGGAUGAGAUCCGCCGGAUUCUGCGGCAGAAGGAUGUUCUCGUCCUCGUGGGUGAGACGGGCUCGGGGAAAAGUACCCAGGUUCCUCAAUUCCUGUACCAGGAAAAGUGGUGCCAGAGGAGAAGAGUGAGGAUCAAACCGAGUGAGGGCGAAAAGGCGCAGGAAGUGAGCGUCGGCGGCAUGAUUGCAAUCACCCAACCGAGGCGGGUAGCAGCAACGACGCUGGCCCAUCGUGUCUCCCGAGAGGCAGGCACACCGCUCACCGGACAGAAAGGUGGCGGGGACGGCAACGGCGCCGACUCAAAGGGCCUGGUGGGUUACUCGGUCCGCUUCGACCACCGGGUUCCCGCCGGUACCAAGAUCAAGUACCUGACCGAGGGCAUGCUUCUCCAAGAACUCCUUCGCGACCCUUACUUGCGGCAAUACAGCGCAAUCAUCGUUGACGAAAUCCAUGAGCGGAGCGUUGACGUCGACCUGCUGUCCGGAUUCCUCAAGCAGAUCAUCUCGGGAGACAAGGCUGGCCGGGGCGGGAUCCCGCUCAAGGUGGUCAUCAUGAGCGCAACGGCAAACGUCGAGGGAAUCAGGCAGUUCUUCUCCACAGCAGGACCUGGAGGCUCAAAGUCCAAUCGGCCACAGUCGUCCGUCGAAUAUCUCCAGAUCGAGGGAAGGCAAUUUCCGGUCGAUAUCAUUCAUACACCAAAACCGGUCCCGGACAUUCAAGAAGCACUUCUCAAGACGAUCUUCAAGCUGCACACCGAGGAGGCGCUCUCGGAUAAGUACGGCAGGAAGGACAUUCUGGCAUUUCUCACCGGCCAGGAGGAGAUCGAGUCGGCCCAGAAACUGAUCGAAGAAUACGCCUCGACACUUGCGCCCGGGUUGCCCAAGGUCAAGGUGUUCCCUUUGUUUGGUCAACUCUCGAUGGAGGCACAGCACGAAGCAUUCCAGCCCAUUAAGGGCGGUCACACGCGAAAGAUAGUUUUGGCAACCAACAUCGCCGAGACCUCCGUCACCGUUCCCGGGGUGCGAUACGUCAUUGACUGCGGCAAGGCGAAAUUGAAGCAGUUUCGUUCGAGGCUAGGCAUGGAGUCAUUGCUCGCAAAGCCAAUCUCAAAAUCAUCGGCCAUCCAAAGAGCCGGCCGAGCGGGCCGUGAAGGACCCGGAAAGUGCUACAGACUCUACACCCAGGAGACAUACGACAGCCUGUACGACAGAGAUCUCCCCGAGAUUUUGCGGACCGACAUUCUCAGCGCGAUCCUGACCAUGAAAGCAAGGGGGGUUCAGGACGUCUUCUCCUUCCCUCUGAUGGAUCCUCCCCAGCCGGAAUCGGUCGAGAAGGCUCUUCUGCACCUCCAUAUUCUCGGGGCUCUCGAUGAUAACGGCGCCAUAACGGAGACGGGUCGCAGGAUGGUGCAGUUUCCCGUUUCGCCGCCAUAUGCUCGGGUCCUUCUGGCGGCGGCGGAGCCAAAGUAUGACUGCCUCCUGGAGGUGAUUGACAUAAUCUCGUGCAUCACGGCUGGCGAGGACAUCUUUCAUCAACUGCGCACCGAGGAGGCUAGGGAAGAAGUUGAGGAGUACCGGAAGGAGCUCUUCCGUCGGGAAGGAGAUCUCCUGACCUACCUGACGACCAUGCAGCUUUAUGCGGCCGAGAACACCGACCGAGUGAAGUGGUGCAAAGACCGCAAGAUCAAUCUGAGAAAUAUGAAACAGGCCCUCAACAUCCGCAAACAGCUGCGAGGGCUCUGUGUACGGCAGGGAAUGAUGGAGCAGCAGCCGCCAGAUCCGCAGCCGUUCUCCCCAACCUCGCCGGAACAAGCAAGCUCGAUCCUGAAGUGCUUCCUGACGGGAUUCUCGAUCAAGACAGCGAUCCUGGCGCCCGAUAACAGCUACGUCACGUCUCAUGGUAAACACGUCAUCGCCAUACAUCCGGCCAGCGUGCUUCACGGGCAGAAGAAAGAGGCCAUAAUGUUUUUAGAACACGUCUACACGCAAAAGAGCUAUGCGAAAAAAGUCAGCGUCAUACAGGCUGUAUGGAUUGCAGAGGCCCUGGAAGGGUAGGACGCUUACAGAGGGCUAUUUAACAUGGGAAGGGAACCGGAUGGACGCUGAUUACAUCGGGCUUGACUUGGAAUAAAGGAGCAAAGAGAGAUAAACGGAGGGACGAGAUUAGGCUCAGGGACAACCGAUUCCAAAAAGAUCAAGAUGAGCAAGACACGAAAAAUCUGAGCGGACCACUCUGCUGCUGAUUUAUAAGAACAAUAGAAUCUUAGAGGUUACACCUUUGUCCCAGG
Thermothelomyces thermophilus ATCC 42464 is the source of this 2661-nucleotide messenger RNA. RefSeq lists its product as uncharacterized. Lineage: Eukaryota; Fungi; Ascomycota; Sordariomycetes; Sordariales; Chaetomiaceae. Gene Ontology annotation, molecular function: RNA binding; ATP binding. The record is from RefSeq and is a predicted model, not a curated record. The coding region runs from base 83 to 2428 and encodes 781 amino acids. Gene Ontology annotation, cellular component: intracellular anatomical structure; catalytic step 2 spliceosome. The transcript has a single exon.